This is a messenger RNA of Penicillium cinerascens, 600 nucleotides long. RefSeq lists its product as uncharacterized. NCBI's taxonomy places the organism in Eukaryota, Fungi, Ascomycota, Eurotiomycetes, Eurotiales, Aspergillaceae. The coding region runs from base 1 to 600 and encodes 199 amino acids. The transcript has a single exon. The record is from RefSeq and is a predicted model, not a curated record.
AUGGUCAAGACCCUCACCACCGCCGCAUCCCUGCUGAUGCUGGCAACAACCGUCUUCGGCGCCUGCGAAACCAUAAGCUACACCGCCUGCCAGGACAGCAUCGUGCACUACUACGAUCCCACAAACGGCGAGGUCUGCGAUCCUCUCGACUGCGGAGGCGGCCAAGCCCCAGUCAAAUAUGACGUCCCCUGCUGUGAUGCCUAUACGGGCACCGAACCUUGCGUGUCCACAACCUCCACGCUCUCCUGCUGGACGCUUUCGUCCAUCUUGGCCUCCUCGACUCCUGCAUCUAGCUCCGCCGAAGCUACGGAAUCUACUGUGACCGAGACGGUUCCUGCGCCUACUUCUACUAGCGCGGCGAAGACUUCUGAGAAUGAUACUGGUACCUCCAGUGCUCCUAUGACUACGACUGCUCCGACUACUACCAAUGCUCCUUCGACUACAGAUGCUGCUACUCAAUCGACGAGCGAGAAGUCUAGCAAUGGGUCCGCUGCCUCGAGUAGCUCUGCCCAUCCGGUUUCGACCAAUAUUGCGGCCGGCUUCGUUGGCUCGUUGAAGGCUGUUGCUGGCGCUGCGAUCGGUGCUAUUGUCCUGGUUUAG